This is a messenger RNA of Epinephelus moara (kelp grouper), 4116 nucleotides long. RefSeq names its product progestin and adipoQ receptor family member VIII (gene paqr8). NCBI's taxonomy places the organism in Eukaryota, Metazoa, Chordata, Actinopteri, Perciformes, Serranidae. Gene Ontology annotation, biological process: response to steroid hormone. Gene Ontology annotation, molecular function: nuclear steroid receptor activity; steroid binding. The transcript has 2 exons. Gene Ontology annotation, cellular component: plasma membrane. The record is from RefSeq and is a predicted model, not a curated record. Bases 455 to 1531 code for a protein of 358 amino acids.
UCAUAAGGUGCAGGUAUUCACUAUCAGUGAGUGUUAGUGACAAUAAUAGAAGGGGAACUGGUCAGGACACACCCAAAGGGGGGCAUACCAUAGGCCCAGCUGUUUGCAGUAGCAGUUCAUCCUCAGAUGGGUGCUUGUUGUUUGUUUUGUUGCCUCCAUAGAUGCUGAUUUACCUUGGUGACAACAGUGAUUUACAUUUCUCUCUCCCCCCCUCUCUCUCUCAUCCAGUGUGUGUGUGUGUGUGUGUGUGUGUGUGUGUGUGUGUUUGUGUGUGUGUAUGUGUUUGUCAGGAGGGUAAUGGUUUCAGGUUUGACUACAUAGCUGUAUUUCCGGAGUACACAACACACAUGGAGAAGAAUGCCUACCUUUGGAAUGCUCUCAUGUUGCUGUUGUGUCCAUCAGUCCUCUGUUUGUAUUCCACUUCCCCUUCUUCUCCUCCACCCAUCACCCAGCUAUGUCGGGAGACACUCUGCAGCGUCUCACCACCUUGACCCUAAGCAUCAAACACCUCAGCCGCCUGCCCCACUUCUCAGACCUCAUUCCUCCCUGCCUUCCGUCACCCAGCCCCACUGUCGCUGCCUCCCAGGUCCCUAUUCUGUUCCGAGAGCCCUACAUCCUGUCGGGCUACCGUCCUGUCCAGCAGCACUGGCACUUCUACCUCCUCAGCCUCUUUCAAAGACAUAAUGAAUCCUUAAACGUGUGGACCCACUUGUUGGCAGGUCCUGUGCUGCUGCUCCGCUGGUGGGCCAACAUAGGUGCCCUGGGGUACACCUUGGACACAGCCUCUCUACCUCUGAGCCUCUUCCUGGUGUCCUCCCUCACCUAUCUGUUCUUUAGUGUGGUAGCUCACCUCUUGCAGUCUCACUCUGAACAUGCACACUACUUCUUCUUCUUCAUUGACUAUGUUGGUGUAGCUGUGUAUCAGUAUGGUUGCUCACUUGGCCAUUAUUUCUACACGUCAGAGGCAGCAUGGAGAGAAAGCUGCAUCGGGCUCCUGUUCCUACCUGGAGCUGCCUUCUUCGGGUGGCUCUCCUGUGCAGGCUGCUGUUUUGCUAAGGCCAGGUAUCGGCGGCCAUAUCCAAUACGGCGUAAAAUCUGUCAACUGAUCCCUACCACCCUAGCAUACAUACUGGGCAUCAGCCCAGUAGUCCAUCGCCUGUUCACUGUCUCCUGGACACAGGAUCCCUCACUCUCCUUCCAUGCUCUCCAGAUUGCCUCUUUCCUUCUGUCCGCCCUGUUCUUCUCCUGUCCCAUCCCUGAGCGCUUCUUCCCUGGCCGCUGUGACUUUUUGGGUCAGGGUCACCAGAUCUUCCACCUGUUUCUGUCCCUGUGCACCGUGUUCCAGCUGGAGGCUCUGUUCCAGGACUAUGCCAGGCAGAGAGAUACAGUGAUGGAGUUAUUUGGAGAGAGGCAGCUGUGGUGGGCUUGUGUAUCCUUCCCCGCCCUGUUCUUGUGUUGCAUCCUGACGGCACUCAUUACAAUGAAGUACAUCACAAAGCAACUGCAGGGUAAACAAGAAAAAGACAAGUGACGAGUUUGUUAAUGUGUGUGUCUGAGAGACAAAGAUAGAAAGGGGUUGGGUUUAAAUGUACCUAACAGAAAUAUUAAUAACAAUGAUAAUAAUAAUAAAAAAAGCCAUAUUUGCAUUUUUUGUUUACCUAUCAGUUUGUCUGUGAAAAAUGUGAUUGCGUAAAGUAUUCCAACAAUAAAAAUGUCAAAGAACUUCUUGUCUGAUACAAUUAACAAGUCAUCUGACAUUUCCAGAGGGUUAAGUCACUGAUUCAACGCAGAAAUAGUUGGCUCAGUGGACUCCAUACUUUGCUAACUAUGGCUCAGUAAAGUUUUCCACAGUGAAUCAUCCUUCCUUUUAAUUGCUGCUGAUGAUGGUUCUGAGGACAAUACUAAUAAAGGACAUUGGUCUCAAACAUGUAAUUCUAUCGGUCAUUUUAGGAAAUAUCAGAAUUAUCAACACAUACAUUGUAAAUAACUGUAGAGAAGUUGCAUUUUCAAGCUCUGUUUACCUAAUCGUAUACAGAAAAAAGCAACUGCGUAUUCAAAAUUAGCUAACUAGUUUUAGACAUACUGCUACUCCAGACGUACGUUGCCAGCUUUAGCUCUCAGAGGUAAAUAGCAGUGUCAGCAUUAAAAUACGGAGUGAAAGAGCAAAUCUGGAUUAUGGAGUUCAUUGGCGGAUUAUGAGACAAUGGGCCCCUGGGCACAGAUAUGCAAAAGGCCCCAUCACCUCUCCUACAAAGCAGCAAGGCACACAGACUUGUGUCAGUUUGUGUCUCUUUGUAGUCAUGUCAUGCCUCUUUGAUGUCAUUUCAUGCUUCUUUGAGGUCAUUUUGUGUCUCAGUGGUUGUUUUGUUUCUCUUUAUAGUCAUUUAGUGUCUCUUUAAGGUCAUUUUAUGUGUCCUUAUAGUCAUUUUCUGUUUGCUUGAAGUCAUUUUGUGUCUCUUUGGGGUCAUUUUGUGUCUUGUUGAGGGCAUUUUGUUUCUUUUUGAAGUCAUUUUGUGCCUCUUUGGGGUAAUUUUGUGUCUGUGAAAUCAUUUUGUUUCUAUGUAGUCAUGUUAUGUCUCUUUGAAGUCAUUUAGUCUCUUUGUGGUUGUUUUGUGUCUCUUUGAAGUCAUUUUUUGCCUCUUUGGGGUGAUUUUGUGUCUCUGUGAAACCAUUUUCUGUCUGUGCAGUCAUUUUGUUUUUCUUUGUGGUUUUUUUGUUUAUCUUUGUAGUCAUCUUGUGCUUCCUUGAGGUCAUGUUGUGUCUCUUUGAGAUCAUUUUGUGUCUAUUUGAGGUCAUUGAAUUUGUGUCUGUUUUAGGUCAUUAUGUGUCUCUUUGGGGUCAUUUUGUGUUUCUUUGUAGUCAUUUUGUGACAAACUUGAGGCCCCUAGGCCUGUGCCUGGUGGGCCCGUUCAGUAAUCUGUCCAUGUGUUCAUCGAAGUGGCCCAGCCAGAUAGUGGGAUUUGGGUGAACAAAGAGGCUAGUUUAACACUAAGGCAGGGGGAAAGAGCGCAUGGACACAAGCUGGCAGGAGGGUCUCCACGUGGUCAAAAUCCCUCAGCAGAUCCAGUUAUAGAAAAAUGUGUGUGUGUGUGUGUGUGUGUGUGUGUGUGCCUGUCUGCAUGUGUAGGAAAAGAUGACAGAAGACAACACUGACCCACAGGGGCAAAAGGCAGCACCUGCAUGGUUUUUCAUAUAUUUCUUUGCUCAAUCCAAUGGUCUCUACAACCCUUAAGAUGUGGUGAAAAGCAAAAAAAAAAAAAAAGAAAGAAAGAAGUGGGAGCAGAUGAAAGACUGGCUUACCUCAGCAUAAUGAGCAGCAUAAUGUAGCAAGUCCAUAUGGAGAGCAUGAGACAACAAAAACAGAAACCAAAGCAAAGUGGAAAAAGUUGCAAAUCCUUGGAAAAUGCUGAAUAUUUAGAGCUAGCUAUUUAAAAAAUCAAGGGUCUUUUGAUGCUAAUGUUAAACACAAAAAUAUGUUGUUGACCCUGUUUGUCCACAUGGAGGAAACAAGGCUGUUGUCAGUGUGUCUCUGUGGUUUUGCCUGUUCUUUGUUAGUUGCUAAAUAUUGUAUUGCAGUCAUGUUAAGCAGGUAGCCACACCUUUUGUUUCUAAUAUGUAGAAUGAAUUCCCUCAGGAUGAGUUUCAGGAUGGCCCAAUAUCAGUGUCAGUGUGAGUCAGAGCUCAGGAGUCUUUUUUUAAAGCGAUAGUUUUCACAGAUACAUUUAGGUAAAUGUUACUCUUUGCUUUCUUGAUGAAGGUUAAAGUUACAGUUGAUAACUUUUAUGAAAAUAACCUUCUUGCUGAUAUUGUCACUGUAUCCUUACAGCAGUGCACAAGAGAGAUAAUCUGUAAAGACAGAAAUUCAUGUCCCUCCUCCUACUCCUACACAUCGUGUGAAAACCAAGCACCACCCACCAGCCAGAGCAAACUUUCUCAUUUUACAGUUAAACAGUACAAAAAUAUGUUUCUGAAAACAUCUAAGGAGAGAAAUAGUCAGUGCAGUAACAGAAUCUUGAUUAAUAUUUGAUCAGCACUGCCUAGUUUUUUAAAGUGAUUGACAUGAUUGACAGCUGCGUUGGAGACUCCUCAGCUUGAUUGGUUGUUUUCAUUCACGUG